This is a messenger RNA of Arachis stenosperma, 1747 nucleotides long. RefSeq lists its product as uncharacterized. Lineage: Eukaryota; Viridiplantae; Streptophyta; Magnoliopsida; Fabales; Fabaceae. Gene Ontology annotation, molecular function: protein binding. The record is from RefSeq and is a predicted model, not a curated record. The coding region runs from base 68 to 1747 and encodes 559 amino acids. The transcript is spliced from 5 exons.
UUAGUAUUCACAAUUUAUAGAAGAAAGUGUAAAAUCAGUGACUCCCACCAAAUACCACAAGAGUGAUAUGGCACAAUCAGGUGCAUUUACCUCCUCAACUACAAUUGACAUGCUAGACCCUCAUGGUGCAUAUAAAAGGCAUGUAUGCAUGGCAGCCACAUUAGGGGAUUGGGGAAAGGCAUCAUCAUAUGAUGAAACUCAACCAAACUGGGUAUCUACUACUUUAACUAGGGAUGGAGACACAGCUCUUCAUAUUGCAGUAAGCAUGGAACAUAUUGGUUUUGUUGAGAAGUUAGUGGAACGUAUGAGCAUGCAAGAUUUGCAAAUUAUGGAUGCAGAUGGGAACACUGCUUUCUGUAUGGCUGCCAUUUCAGGAAAUGUCAAACUUGCAACCAUUUUACUUGGAAAAAAUUCAGGCUUGCUUUGGCUUAGAGGCCACAAAGGCAUGUUACCAAUUCAAUUGGCAUUUUCAGCAGGGCAGCCUCAUAUGGUGAAUUUUUUAUUUGAGAAAACUCAAAGUGAUGAUAUGGACACUCAUUUAUCAUACCAAGACAUUGUUAACCUGUUUUUCUUGUCCCUUACCUACAACAAUUUCACUGUGGCAUCAAUGUUGUUAAAGAGAUAUCCAGAUUUUGCUGGUGUAAAAAAUGAAAAAGGGUUAACUGCAUUUGAAGUACUUGCUCAGCAAACCUUUGACAAGGAUGCUCCUGAUUAUCAACAUAUUCUCAAUUCACUGUUUAAACACAUGGUCGAAGAAGAUGAUUUUCCAAAUUCUGAAAGAAUGCCAAAAGCAAUGUUUGAUGCUGCAAAAUCAGGAAACCUCCUGAUUUUGGAAUUUAUCUUAAAGCACAACCCAAAAUUGUUAAUGAAAAAAAAUGGCGAGGGGAAAACCUUACUUCACCUUGCUAUUUCAUAUCGGCAAGUAUCUGUGUACCAACUAAUAUUGAGCAAGGGUGCAUACAAGAAUGCUAUUGUGCAAGAAGUUGACAAAGAAGGAAAUAAUGUUCUUCAUUUAGCUGGGAAGUUGGAGGCUAAAGGAAGAUUCGGAUCAAUAAAUCAUGUUCUAAUUCUAAGUGAGGAGCUUUGGUUUAAGGAAGUAGAGAAGAUAGUUCCACCAGGAUUCAAAACAAUGCAAAAUAAAGAAAAAAUGACUCCAAAAGAAUUAUUUCAUGAGGAACAUGCAGACUUAACUGAUUCAGCAGUAUCGGAACUGAAUGAAAUGGCAAAUAAUUUUCUAGUUGUAGCAACUCUAAUUGUGAGCUUAGGGAUAACAGCAGCUCUCACUAUUCGUACUAACAACAUUCAAGGAAAGACCCCUCUCUUUCAAGACAAGAUAUGGUACAUUAUAUUUCUUUUAUCGGUUGGAUUUGGAGUAAUCACCGGUGCACUUUCUAUCGUCUUCCACACUUCAGCUAUACUUCGUUCAACCUGGAAGCAAAAAGGUUAUCCUGUCACCUCUCGGCUAAUUAGGAUUAUAUCAGGGGAUUUUAUGCUAUGUAUCUCUAUGGGAGUCAUGAUUACCAUUUCUUGUAUGACUGGUGUUGUUUUGAUCUACACCUUCUUCCCCAAAUGGAUCUUUUUACUUGCUGCUGUAUUUUGUGUUAGUCCAGUGAUCUUGGUAUUUGUUGUGUACGUGUAUGUUUGGCCUCUCAAGUUGGUCCUAUUACUAGCAUUGCUUGAGAGAGUAACAGGGGGAAUGUUCUAUAGAUUUGGGAUUAGGUGGACUGCGUUUGACUACAUUGGUUAG